AUGAUUUUGGUUUUAGCAGUGCUCAUUGUCGCGGCGGGGGUUAUCAUUGACCGGGAUACAAAUGAGUUCACACUGCAAACUGCCAUCGGGCAGACGAAUGACACACUUCAAACAUCAGAAGAUUUUCUGCACUUGGAACGUGCAAAUCGAGCAUUUAUUGAUUUGGUAGCGCGGACACGACCUGCUGUCGUGCAAAUUACAACAAAAACAGAACGGGCUCGACGUGAGGAAUCACAAAGAGAGCGAUUGUCACCCGAGGACGAAAAGCGAUUUAGAGACUUUUUCGGCGAUGAGCUUUUCAGACGCUUUUUUGGAGAACGCGCACCGCGGAAUCUAAAUCCAGAGCCUGUUACAGGUAUUGGAUCCGGUGUAAUUGUUAGUGAUGAUGGUUAUAUUCUUACCAAUAACCAUGUCAUUGAGCGGAGCGAUGAAAUUACAGUUACCUUGCCAAAUGAAAAAGAAUAUCCAGCGGAGUUAAUUGGACGCGAUGCCGCCGGGACUGGGGUCAGCGGCACCGAUUUGGCACUCCUCAAAAUUGACGCUGAAGGACUUCCAACCCUUCCGUUUGGGGAUUCGGAUCAGCUUGAAGUUGGAGAAUGGGUGAUUGCAAUUGGAACUCCGCUUAAUUUGUCUCAAACUGUAACACGGGGAAUCGUGAGCGCGAAAGGGCGAGCUGGCGGACAUUUCAGCGGUAUCAAGUACGGUAAUUUCAUACAAACGGAUGCGCCGAUCAAUCGAGGGAACAGCGGCGGUGCAUUGAUUAACAUCCGUGGUGAAUUGAUUGGAAUUAAUACAUUGAUUGCCACCGGUGGUUUUUCCACGGGAAAUAUCGGUAUCGGUUUUGCUGUGCCGAGUAAAAUGGCACAACAGGUCUUACCACAACUUAUUAAACACGGCAAAGUCGAGCGCGGUUGGCUCGGUAUUGGAAUGAAACCUGUUGAUUCUGAUUUGGCGAAAAAGUUGAACUUUGAUGCACCUCGCGGUGCUUAUGUGAGUGGAGUUAGCAAAAAUAGCCCCGCAGAAAAAGCUGGAAUCCAACGUUCGGAUGUCAUUGUUGAAUUUAAUGGCGAAACAAUUCAGAACCCGAAGCAUCUGAUGCAUGUUGUGGCGGUAACAGAGAUUGGUAAAUCUGUUGAGGUAACAGUGAUCCGAGAAAGCAAUCAAGAAAAACGGUUAACUGUCAAAUUGGGCAAACGGACCGAAGAGGCUAUUGCCAAACUCAACGCUCAGUUAGCAGAAACCGAAGACAUUCGGUCAGAAGUUAAAGGGUUACGGCAAAAGCUUAAUGAACUUAAAGCGUUUGCCGGACUUCAUGUCCAAAAUCUGACCCCCGCGAUUGUUGAGCGUUACGGUUACGCGUCAGACGAAAAGGGCGUAAUUGUAACACAAGUUGAACCCGGGAGCAUUGCAGAGAAAAAAGGGAUCGUCCCCGGAUCUCUCAUUCAAGAAAUGGAGUGGACAUCAAUUGACAACCUUGAGACAUAUUCCCGUCUUGCGGAGCGACUAACAAACGAACAGAAAAAGCAGGUGCUUCUCUAUGUCAAGUCGCCGAAUGAACAAGGUGGAGGGUAUGUGACAAUAAAGAUUCCCACAUCAGACAGAUAA
Geodia barretti is the source of this 1605-nucleotide messenger RNA. The record is from the annotation of a GenBank genome assembly. NCBI's taxonomy places the organism in Eukaryota, Metazoa, Porifera, Demospongiae, Tetractinellida, Geodiidae.